Pimephales promelas (fathead minnow) is the source of this 2631-nucleotide messenger RNA. It is a transcript of the gene abcb7, whose product is annotated as ATP binding cassette subfamily B member 7. Gene Ontology annotation, molecular function: ATP binding; ABC-type transporter activity; ATP hydrolysis activity. The record is from RefSeq and is a predicted model, not a curated record. Gene Ontology annotation, cellular component: mitochondrial inner membrane. Lineage: Eukaryota; Metazoa; Chordata; Actinopteri; Cypriniformes; Leuciscidae. Gene Ontology annotation, biological process: transmembrane transport; intracellular iron ion homeostasis.
ACUCAGCUGAGCGGAAAUGACGUCACGCGUGACGUUGCCUCAGCCCUUCGGUUCAGCAUGGCGCCGCUGUUGGUCCCGCUGAAAUGUGGCUUUCAUAUUCAAAGGCGUAAAUUAUCCCUGUUGCUUCAGCAGAGCCGAUCCGUCCACGCGUGGAUCUGUCACGACCACCGAGUGGCGAACCAGCGGAAACAGCGGAGCACUUAUCAGCUGUCGAGUCAACGAAGCGCGUCAUCAACAUGGGCCAACGGCCGAGGUCAGAACAGCCGACAGAUCUUAGAAGCAGUCAAACAUUUACAUCUUCCAGAGAGACAGUGCUGGCACGGGAAUGCAGGUGGAGGGCUCAAUGCAGAUCCCAAAAAUGUGCUGAAGGAAGUGAACACAGCGAAGAUCCUCUCAGCCAUGUUGAUGUAUGUUUGGCCCAAAGACAGACCCGACCUCCGUGCUCGAGUGGCCAUAGCACUGAGUCUGCUCGCUGGAGCCAAGAUAACCAAUGUGAUGGUGCCCUUCAUGUUUAAAUAUGCGGUGGACGACCUGAACCAGAUGUCGGGACACAUGUUGAACCUGAGCGAUGCGCCAAACACAGUGGCCACCAUGGCAACGGCUAUUCUGAUUGGCUACGGUGUUUCCCGUGCCGGAGCGGCUCUCUUCAAUGAGCUGAGGAACGCAGUGUUUGGGAAAGUGGCUCAGAGCUCCAUCAGGAGGAUAGCCAAGAACGUUUUUCUCCAUCUGCAUAACCUGGAUCUGGGCUUCCAUCUGAGCAGGCAGACAGGAGCGCUGUCCAAAGCUAUUGACCGCGGCACGCGAGGAAUUAGCUUCGUGCUCAGUGCCCUGGUCUUUAACCUGGGGCCUACGCUCUUUGAAAUGAUACUAGUCAGCAGCAUUUUGUAUUAUAAAUGCGGGGGUCAGUUUGCCAUGGUCACUCUCGGGACCCUCUCAGCGUACACCGCAUUCACAGUCGCUUUUACACAAUGGAGGACGCAGUUCAGGAUCCAGAUGAAUAAGGCUGACAAUGAGGCUGGAAAUGCUGCAAUCGACUCUCUCCUCAAUUAUGAGACUGUAAAGUAUUUCAACAAUGAGAAGUAUGAGGCUGAGCGGUACGAUGCUUUUCUGAAGGUGUACGAGUCGUCCUCUCUGAAGACGACCACUACUCUGGCCCUGCUCAACUUCGGUCAGAGCGCCAUCUUCACCGUCGGCCUCACCACGAUCAUGGUGCUGGCAAGCAAAGGCAUAAUGGCAGGGACCAUGACUGUGGGUGAUCUAGUGAUGGUGAACGGGCUGCUCUUCCAGCUCUCGCUGCCACUCAACUUCCUGGGCACCGUGUACAGAGAGACCAGACAGGCCCUCAUCGACAUGAACACGCUCUUCACGCUGCUCAACGUGGACACUAAAAUAAAGGAGAAAGAACUGGCCCUGCCGCUGCUCGUUGCUCCCCAGGAAGCCACCAUCAGGUUCGAGGAUGUGUAUUUUGAGUACUUGGAGGGACAAAAGGUGCUUGACGGGGUUUCCUUUGAAGUCCCUGCUGGGAAAAAGGUGGCCAUUGUCGGUGGCAGUGGAUCUGGGAAGAGCACAAUUGUCAGACUGCUCUUUCGUUUCUACGAGCCACAGCAGGGCAACAUCUACAUCGCAGGCCAGAACAUCCGUGAUGUUAGUUUGGACAGCUUGAGGAAAGCUGUGGGUGUCAUACCGCAGGAUGCCGUGCUUUUCCACAAUACCAUAUUUUACAAUCUGCUGUAUGGAAACAUCAACGCCACGGCAGAGGACGUGUACCGGGUGGCCAGACUUGCAGGAAUCCAUGAUGCCAUUCUCAAAAUGCCUCAUGGAUAUGAGACGCAGGUCGGAGAACGAGGCCUGAAGCUCUCAGGUGGAGAAAAGCAGCGUGUGGCCAUCGCACGGGCGAUCCUCAAGAACCCUCCCAUCCUGCUGUACGACGAGGCCACAUCUUCUCUAGACUCAAUCACUGAAGAGAAUAUUAUGACUUCCAUGAAGAAGAUGGUGAGGGACAGAACAUCUGUCUUUAUUGCGCACCGGCUGUCCACCAUUGUGGAUGCGGAUGAGAUUAUUGUACUAAACCAGGGGAAGGUGGCAGAGCGUGGAGACCACCAGACUCUCUUGAACACACAGGGCAGUCUGUACGCCGACCUGUGGAACACACAAAACAGCAGGAUCCUGUCUGACGGAGGCAAGCCUGAGCCCGUAGCCGAGCGCGUGUCCCAGAAAGAGGAGGAGCGCAAGAAACUGCAGGAGGAGAUCAUGAACAGCGUGAAGGGCUGCGGGAACUGCUCGUGCUGAGCUCGGAAAACACCAGGGCCAACGCCGUGCCUUUAUUCGCACACGUAUCAAGGUCAAUCCAAAAGAUUUUAAAAGAUUUGUCAUCUGGAACUCUUGUUUUUAUUAUGGGUAUGUACAUAUUAAUAAUGCAAUAUUUUUGUCUCAAAGUGCUGAGAAGAGCAUUGUAUAUAGCGCACAUAUCAAAUAGAUAUUUUGUCUGUUGAAGUGUGUUAGAUAUGGAUCAUUCUUCCUGUGAACAUUGACACCUUUUGAGGUCUCAUAUUUAACCAAUGUUAAUUUAUGCCAAAUCUGAGUCGGAAUGUACAUUUAACAACUUGUAUUAAAUCAACUUACUUCACUGAG